Molecule: messenger RNA, 2512 nt
Organism: Carassius gibelio (silver crucian carp)
Lineage: Eukaryota; Metazoa; Chordata; Actinopteri; Cypriniformes; Cyprinidae
Gene: raf1b
Product: Raf-1 proto-oncogene, serine/threonine kinase b
Exons: 17
Coding region: 188-2071 (627 amino acids)
Biological process (GO): protein phosphorylation; signal transduction
Cellular component (GO): mitochondrion; cytosol; plasma membrane
Molecular function (GO): ATP binding; protein kinase activity
Source: RefSeq, a predicted model, not a curated record
ACGAGUCGAAACCUGGGCUGUUAAAUGUGAAGUUAGCUUGCCAUAUCACGCGACUGCUAGAAGCGUUUGACAAAAACAGCGAUGCAGUUCGGCGCAGCUCGUCGCGUCGCUGCAGUGAUGAAAAUCAUGGCGGAUCAACAAUUCAACAACUUUCUCUGAUUAUUGAAGUCUGCUGCUGCCCGCUGUGAUGGAGCCUGUUCAAGGGGCCUUGAAGAGCAUCAGUCAUGGGUUUGGAUGCAAAGACUUGGUGUUUGAAGAAUCCUGCAUGUCUCCCAACAUUCUCAAGAGCUUCCCCUACCGGAGAUUAUCAGAUGACGGGAGAAUCCCAGACGCCAAAACUAGCAGCACAAUCCGCGUCUACCUGCCCAACAAACAGCGGACUGUGGUGAAUGUGCGACCAGGUAUGACGCUACGCAACUGCCUCAUCAAAGCCCUGAAAGUCCGUGGGCUUCAGCCAGAAUGCUGUGCUGUUUUCAAGCUGCAUCGAGAACAUUCAUAUAAAAAGUUGCGGAUGGAUUGGAGCACUGAUUCUACCUCACUGGUCGGAGAGGAGUUGCUGGUUGAAGUCUUAGAUCACGUACCCCUGACUACACACAAUUUUGUACGAAAAACCUUUUUGAAGUUGGCCUUUUGUGACAUAUGUCAGAAGUUUCUUUUGCACGGCUUCAGAUGUCAGACGUGCGGCUACAAGUUUCACGAGCACUGCAGCACCAAAGUGCCCACGAUGUGCGUGGACUGGAGCAACAUCAGACAGCUCCUGCUGUUCCCCACUCCCGGAGAGAACGGGACUCCAUCGCUCCCUCCCCUCUCAUCCCGUCGCAUGCACAACUCUAAAUUCUCCUUCAGUCCCUAUCACAGAUACUCAACGCCAAAUGCUUUAAACUACAUCGCCCCCAUGCCGUCCCCGGGUGUUUCUCUCAGUCAUAAAGUGCUGUCCACGUCCACCCCCAACGUCCACAUGGUGAGCACCACCCAGCCGGUCGAUGAAGCGGCCUAUCAGGAAGCCUUAGGGCGGGAUGAAUCCGGAAGCCCUCCAAGUCAGAGCCCGACGGAGUGGUCCAAAACCCCGGCUCCAGCUCACAAGGAGAAACACUCCACUAACGCUCAGGAAAAACGCAUCCGUCCUCGAGAGAAGAGAGAUUCGAGCUACUAUUGGGAGAUCGAGGUCACUGAGGUGGUUCUGCACUCCAGGAUCGGCUCAGGGUCUUUUGGCACAGUUUACAAAGGGAAGUGGCACGGUGAUGUUGCUGUGAAGAUCUUAAAGGUCAUGAAUCCCACACCUGAGCAGUUACAGGCCUUUCGCAAUGAAGUAGCUGUUCUCAGGAAGACCAGGCAUGUCAAUAUCGUUUUGUUUAUGGGAUACAUGACCAAGACAAACAUGGCCAUUGUGACGCAGUGGUGUGAAGGAAGCAGCCUCUACAAACAUCUGCACGUGCAGGAGACCAACUUCCAGAUGUUUCAGCUGAUCGACAUCGCCAGACAGACGGCUCAGGGCAUGGAUUACCUUCAUGCAAAGAAUAUCAUCCACCGAGACAUGAAGUCAAAUAAUAUCUUCCUGCACGAAGGGUUGACGGUGAAGAUUGGUGAUUUUGGUCUGGCCACGGUGAAGGCACGGUGGAGCGGCUCCCAUCGGGUGGAGCAGCCGUCCGGCUCCAUUCUGUGGAUGGCUCCUGAGGUCAUCCGGAUGCAGGACAACAAUCCUUACAGUUUUCAGUCGGAUGUGUACUCGUACGGUGUGGUCCUGUACGAGCUGAUGACAGGAGAACUGCCUUAUUCUAUGAUUGCAAACAGAGAUCAGAUCAUCUUUAUGGUGGGGAGGGGCUAUCUGACCCCUGACCUCAGUAAACUCUACAAGAGCUGUCCUAAAGCCAUGAAGAGACUCGUCGCCGACUGCAUCCAGAAGAGUAAAGACGACCGGCCGCUGUUUCCACAGAUCCUGUCCUCGAUUGAGCUGCUCCAGCACUCGCUCCCCAAAAUAAACCGCAGCGCGUCCGAGCCGUCGCUCCACAGAGCCUCGCACACCGAGGACAUCAACGUCUGCACGCUCGCGCUCUCCUCCGCCUUCAAGUGAAGCCACGGGUCGUCCAGGGCUUGACGUCUGUGCUGUGUUUAGUGUGUAGUGUGUGUUAGCGUGAGACGUGAGCUGGCUGAGCAGCUGAUAGCACUUUCUCCACGCGCCUCACACUCUCAGUGCGUCUGGCUCCCGCAGCAUCCCUCAUCAUCACACUUGUAGAUAUUCCUGAAGUGCCAGUGUGAAGGUGGACAUCAUCUAAACAAGCACAAGGUGCAGGGAGCACUUUAUGAUCAUCGUGUGUCUAGACGUCUCUUUGACUCGUGUAUGUUACAGAAAUCAAAGCAAGAAGAGGGUAUUAACGUUAUUAUCAGACUUAUUAGGGAUCCUUUCUUUUUCUUCCUUCGGCUUUUAGUGCUUGUCAUGGAGAAUUAACUUGUAAACUUGACAGAUUGUUUAUUCAUUGUAUUUUAAUAAAAUUAAGUUAAAUACACCACACAA